This is a messenger RNA of Lymnaea stagnalis (great pond snail), 3123 nucleotides long. NCBI's taxonomy places the organism in Eukaryota, Metazoa, Mollusca, Gastropoda, Lymnaeidae. The record is from the annotation of a GenBank genome assembly.
ACCAUGUCUUGUAGCAGCAAAGAAGUAUAUUCAGGCUGCUACUGCAGAGUUGAAUUGUGCAAGGGAAAAUGUAAGUGCUUUAGGAAACCUGUGUCUUCUCUCUUUUAUUCCCAGUCCCUUUUUAAGAUUAAAAUUGAUAUGUCGGGGAUUUAGUUACAUUUCUUAUUUGAAAAAUAAUAAUCAGCCCUCUCCUUUUAAGUGUUCAAACCACAUGGACUAGAAUGGUACUGCAGAGUUCCCAAGUACAGGUAAUUUCAGAGUUCCCAAGCACAGGUUAUUUCAGAGUUCCCAAGCACAGGUUAUUUCAGAGUUCCCAAGUACAGGUUAUUUCAGAGUUCCUAAGCACAAGUCAUGUAAUUUAAAAUGAGUUUUUGUAUCCGGAAAUUUUGAUCAAAUUUCCGGUAACCGUAGUUUAAAAUAAGCUUUAGCCUUAGCACUUCUAAAAUUUUGUAAAAAGUUUUUAGAAAAAUUUCAACCAAAUCUGAAAAAUAAUUUGGUUUUGACGGUUAUUACGUGUCACCUGUCUUGAGUUCUAGUAGAUAUACAUUGAUGUAAAUUCAGUGACGCCAAAAAUACAUUAUAAAAAUAAAAAAUGCUCAGCUUAUUUGAACAAUUAGGUCACGAAAUGUCUUUUUUAAACUAAUUUUUAUGCAAGUUCAAACUGCUAAAAGAUUUAUCUAACAACAUUAAUUUUACAUUUAGCAACCGAUGAUGAGCAGACGCAGACUUUGUUGAUUGCCAGCAUGUCAUUAACCGCCUUAGCUCUCGUAAUACUGCUUAUUGUCAUUGCAGUCUGCAUACACAGGUAACUUGUCAUUAGUUCACUCCUGGCUCUCAUUGCGGCUAUUCAAUCCAUUAUGUGCAUUGUUGUCCACCAUAUUUUAGCUUAAAAUUAAAUUUUGCAAUUAUUAUUCCUUAAUUGAAUUUUCCUAAUAUUUAUUUAGAUUACUUUAAUUGCAUAGUAUACCAGACAGAAGUUAAAUGGCUUCAAUAAUGAUCCUUUUUAAAUUGUUGAAAUAACGUUACAUUUACACUUUUCAGUAAGAAUCAAUCUCUGAAGGAGAAAAAACGAAUACGAAUCUAUAGAGAAGAGAUGAUAGAACGAGCAGCUUUCACUAAUGAAGCUUUCGACUCAUUCCCUACUGGAACUAGUCUGACAGGAUCUGAAAUACCUCUCUAUCAUGUACCUAUAAGAAUGGCCACUCGUUGGCACAACCGCUAUUUUGUGUCGGAUAAUUCAUCUUCUGAUGUUGAAUCAACUGACUUUUGAGGGAGGUCACUUAUUUUUUCUUGCUAUUGCCAGUUUUUUUAAUCAUGUGGAGAUGCACGGAAUGACACGAACUACCAACAAGCCAGGUUUGGAGAAUUAAUUCGUUUUUCAGAACUUGAACUAGUAAAAUGCCACCAUUACAAUUUUUUUCAUAGUAGAAGUAAAGAAUAGGAAAAAAGUGGCAAAUGUUAUAACAUUUUUGAAGAUGGAUACAUGAAAACACUAGACAUAAACUGCAUGCCUUUAUGAUACAAGUGUAGACUCAAAGGACAUUGUGUCUUUUGAAAUAGGCAAAGUCCUGGAUCAGGAUGAGGGCAAACUAAACAAAAAUUACAUUAUAAAAAGUUUAUGUUGACAUGUGGAAACAUUCCUAGGGAUAGAAAUUUAGCAAUAGUGUGGAAUGUAGGAGAAGUUCAUCUGGGGAAAAAGUACCUAUUUUAAUACAUAAAGAUGCUUUGUGUUUUUUCAUUAGCAUUUUAGCUUUAAAUCUGAUUUCUAGUCCAUACAGACUUUACAAUUAAAGACAAUAAGUACCUGACCCAUAAUGUUGAAUACUCUUAUGUUGUAUGUCUUAAAUCAUUAAAUGUGAAAUGUGUACUUAAGAUUUCAGUAAAAUUAAUUUCUCUGGAUGGGGACCACUGAUGGAAGUAAAUUUGUUUUACGUGUUCAUUGUAAACAGACACCUGUUUUCAAAUUUAUAGGCUUGAGAUUGUCAGAAAAGCUAUGUCGUGCACCAUAUUUUAUCAUCCCUCCUUCAUUUCUUGUCCCAGACAUUUAAUAGCCAUGAACAGUUCAAUUAAGUUGUUAGAUGAACUGUGCCUACAGCUGUUACAAGCCAAUCAAGAACUCUGAUAGAAAUGCUGUUGUGUAUGUCACACUUGCUUUGUUUAUGUUUCAAACCUUCACUGUUGGUUUAUAACUCCCUAAAAGGUAUUCAACUAUUGAAAAGGAGCUGCGUUAACUCUGUAUUUUUGUUUGAUGAAAUAUAAGAGAAAAAAACAAGAAGAAAACGGGUUAUUGUAUUCUAUAGCACCACAGUAUGUGAACAAAAUUUAACUAAUUAAAAAGAAUUUAUCAAUAGUAAAGAAAACUUUGUAUUUUAAGGGGUGGUAGUUUGGGAAUCAAAAUAUAUAAAUAGCUGUCAAAAAAAAAAUUCAUAAAAAAUGAUUUGGAAAACUGAAAACUUCAUAGUGGAUCAGCCUCUUGCUUCAUAGUGGAUCAGCCUCUGACUUCAUAGUGGUUCUGACUUCAUAGUGGAUCAGCCUCUGACUUCAUGGUGGAUCUGCCACUGACUUCAUAGUGGAUGAGUGACUAGCAUUAUUGAUUUUUCUCUCCCCUGUAAACGUUUGUUUACACUGGAGAGGGUAGAGUAAUGCUUGUGAAGUUUGUUUGUGAAAAGAUAAUCACCUAGAACCAUUACAAUUAAAAUUAGCAUGUGAGUGCUGCUACCAGCCAAUAUAAAGAUAUUGUGAUUUUGACCAAUUGCAUCUACUUCACAUUCCAAAAUUUUAUUCAAACUUUUAGAAAAAACAUACAAAGAACGGUAACUUUGAUCGUAGCAUUUACCCACUGAUUUUUAGUUUUUUAUUCAUGUCAUUCCAUAUCUGAAGUAUUUAUGUAACUAAUGGUCCAAAAAUUCUUUGACUGUCUGCCCCAUGAUAUCCUAUGACAACCACAUUUCCAGCCUUGUAAAUAUGACAACCAUAUUUCCAGCCUUGUGAAAAAAGAAUUAUUGAUUCUUUUUCAAGUCAGUGGAUUCACAGGAUUAUGUAUCCAUGAUUUUUAUAAAAAGAGAAAAAAAAUGUCUUUUGGCAUUUUAUCUUCAAAGUAUAUUGUCAUUUGAGGAAAUUUGG